AUUUUGAUGAGGAAAAAUCGAAUUGACUGAGUUUGAGUUUGACAAACGCAAAAUUCGCCGCCUACCCGUCCCAUUUCCAUGCCUAAUGCCAAUUAUCCACGUAUACAGACAACAACUGUUCUUUUGCAGGUAAGGCAUGACCGAUAAUUAUGCUCUAAAUCCAAAACAAAACACUUCCCAAAAUACCUUUUUUUUACUCGCAUUGAGAAUAAAGUUCAAAUUUUCACUUCAGCUCACAAAUUUGGUGAGUGAAAAGAUGAAUUGAAGCGGCGGAAGUAACUGGUGAGUGAACUAAAAAACUAGAAGAGAUGAUAAUUUCAAUAACGGCUUUAUUCUCAUACAAAUGAUUCAUCAUCUUUCACUUUUUCAUCAUUCAAGGUAACCCUUACCCUAUUCCUCUCUAAACCCACUUUUUUUUCACCAUAAAGUUUCUAAUUUUCAGUAUAAAGUUUCUACCUUUGGAAUCAAUCUAUGGUUUUUGAUAUGGACAAGAGUAUUUAUUCCUUUUUAACUAUACACCGUUGGGAAUCUCUUAAUAGGAUGAAUUAUAGGUUAGGUUCUCUUAGACCUGUUCAUGGAAUGUUAGCUUUGAAAUUUCUCAAUUGGGUCAUCAAACAACCUAAUUUGGAGAUGAAUCAUCUAACUCAUAUAAUUUCCACUACUACCCAUAUACUUGUUAGAGCUAGAAUGUAUCAUUUUGCAAAAACAACAUUGAAACAAAUGUUACAUAUGCCUAUUGGUUUCAAUAAUGUUUUUAAUGCUUUGAUGGAGACAUACCCUUUUUGUAAUUCAAACCCUGCUGUUUUUGACCUACUCAUUAGGGUUUGUUUAAGUGAAAACAUGGUUGGUGAUGCUGUGAAUACUUUUCGCUUGAUGGGUUUUCGAGGGUUUAAGCCGUCUGUGUAUACUUGUAACAUGGUGCUAGGUUUGUUGGUGAAGGACCAGAACGUUGAUUCGUUUUGGUCCUUUUUCAAAGAAAUGAUUGCCAAUAGGGUUUCUCCUAAUGUCGCUACGUUCAAUAUAUUGUUGAAUGGUUUGUGUGAACGUGACAAGUUUAAAAGUGCUGGUUUUCUCUUGAAGAAAAUGGAAGAAACCGGUCAUUUUCCAACUCCGGUCACUUAUAAUACUCUGCUUAAUUGGUAUUGCAAGAAAGGAAGGUAUAAGGCAGCAUCCGAGCUUAUUGACUUCAUGGCGUGUAAGGGUAUUGCGGCUGAUGUUUGUACAUAUAAUGUGUUGAUAGAUGAUUUGUGUAGAAAAAGCAGAAGUGCAAAAGGUUAUUUAAUAUUGAAAAGGAUGAGGAAGAGUAUGGUGUAUCCUAAUGCGAUCACAUACAAUACUCUUAUUAAUGGAUUUGUUAAGGAGGGGAAGAUUGGAGUUGCUACAAAAGUUUUUGAGGAAAUGUCAUCAUGUAACUUGUUACCGAACAUUAUUACUUACAAUACUUUGAUUGUUGGUCACUGUAGCAUUGGCAACAUUGAGGAGGCAUUGAGACUUUUUGAUGCGAUGGUUUCACAUGGUUUGACACCUAAUGAAGUGUCGUAUGGGACUCUUUUAAAUGGAAUAUCCAAACACGCUGAAUUUGGGUUGGUUUCUAUUGUUCUUGAGAGAAUGAGGAUGAAUGGCGUGAGAGUCAGUCAUAUUAGUUAUACAUCAAUGAUCGAUGGAUUGUGUAAGAACGGCCUGCUUGAAGAAGCUGUACAGUUGCUGGGUGAUAUGUUAAAAAUUUCUGUCAAUCCUGAUAUUGUUACAUUUUCAGUACUUAUUAAUGGGUUUCUUAGAGUGGGGAAGAUAAAUAAUGCAAAGGAGAUAAUGUGUAAAAUGUACAAGACCGGACUCGUGCCAAACAGGAUUUUCUAUUCAACAUUAAUCUACAACUACUGCAAGAUGGGAAACCUAAAAGAGGCAUUAAAUGUUUAUGCAGUUAUGAACCGCAGUGGUCAUGUUUCAGAUCACUUUACUAGUAAUGUGUUAGUUGCCACUUUUUGUAGAUGCAAAAGACUUGAAGAGGCUGAGUAUUUUAUGGACCACAUGAGCAGGAUGGGUCUUAAGCCUAGCUCUGUUGCUUUUGAUUACAUCAUAGAUAGUUACGGAAAUUCUGGUGACACAUCAAAAGUGCUCUCUAUGUUUGAUAAAAUGAAGAGUCUAGGCCAUUUACCGAGUCAGUUCACAUACGAGGGUCUAUUGAAAGGACUUCUUAUUGGAGGACAUAUUAAUGAAGCCAAAACAUAUCUGCAUAGACUUGGUAGCAUUCCUUAUGCCACUGGUAGUCUUUUCUACAACACAGUGCUUACUUUGACAUCAAGAUCAGGAAAUUUAUCGGACGCAAUUACCCUUCUUGAUGAGAUGGUUAUGAAUGAUUUUGUGCCUGACAGCUAUACAUACACUAGUCUUAUUGCAGGACUAUGCAGGAAGGGUAAAACAGUUGCUGCACUCCUUUUGUCGGGUAAGGCAACUGAAAAAGGAUUAUUAUCUCCAAAUCCUGCUAUGUACACUAGUUUAGUUGAUGGCCUUCUUAAGGAAGGACAUUCAAAAGCUGCUUUAUAUAUUUUUGAAGAUAUGUUAAACAAAGGUGUUCGCCCUGAUACUAUUGCAUUCAAUGUUCUUUUGGAUCGAUACUCAAGGAAGGGAAAACUGUCAAAGCUAAAUGAUAUCCUUUCAACAAUGAAGAGUAGAAGUUUAUGCUUCACCUUGGCUACUUACAACAUUCUUUUGCAUGGAUAUUCAAAGAGGCAUGACAUGGCAAGCUGUUCUAAGUUAUACAAUGAGAUGAUCAGACAUGGUUUUGCGCCUGAUAGGUUAACGUGGCACUCUCUUAUUCUUGGAUAUUGUAAGUCUGGAUCAUUGGAUGUUGCUGUGAAAUUUUUAAGAAGGAUGACAGUUGAAGGUUUUGAAGCUGAUAGUUUUAUGUUUAACAUGCUUGUAAGUAAGUUCUGUGAACGGAAUGAGAUAAAAAUGGCCUUUGAUCUGGUAAAACAAAUGACUAUGUUAGGAGUUACUCCUAAUGCUGAUACAUACAAUGCCCUUUUUAAUGGACUCAUCAGAACUUGUGCUUUUGAUCAAGCCCAUCGUAUUCUGCAUGCCUUGGUGGAAAAUGGCUAUGCUCCCACAUGUAAACAAUUUACCACUUUAAUUAAGGGCAUGUGUAGAAUGGGAAAUGUAAAAGGAGCAAUGGAGCUGCAAGAUGAGAUGAAGAAACUCGGGGUCGGCUCCCAAGGUAUUGCUAUGAGCGCUAUUAUUAGAGGGCUUGCACAUUCAAGGAAGACCGACAAUGCUAUUCCCGUUCUUGAUUUCAUGCUUGAGAUGCGAGUCGUUCCAACUGUUGCUACUUUCACGACAUUAAUGCACACCUAUUGCAAAGAAGCGAAUGUUGCCAAGGCAUUGGAAUUGAGGAGUGAAAUGGAAAAAUUUCAUGUGAAGCUUGAUGUUGCCGCAUACAACGUUCUUAUAUCUGGCCUUUGUGCCGAUGGUGAUAUUCACACUGCUUUUAAACUUUAUGAAGAGAUGAAACAAAGGGAUCUUUGGCCUAAUACCUCUAUAUACAUAGUUCUUAUUGAUUCAAUUUGUGCUGGAAAUUAUCAUAUUGAAAGUGAAAAGCUAUUGAGGGAUUUACAGACAAGGGAGUUGAUGUCUUUAGAUUUGUAUGGAGGCACUGAAAGACCGAAUGAAUUAUUGAUGAUUGCAAGGAAAGAAUUAAUUCAUAUGAGGUACAAAACAAGAAGGCAAUAUGGUUAAUCACAUGAUGCUGAGACAGCAGGUUUGCUACUCAGGUAGGACAUCACAUGCACCAAUUAGGAAAAGAGAAAAGAAGGAUUCCAUCCCUGUGCAUAUCAUUCUGAAGAGAAUGAAGCUAUUAAGCACGUUUUGAAAGAAAAUGAAAUUCUCAUGAAAAGCAGCUUCAGCUGGUGGAAUGCCAGAAAACUACUCCUGAAGAUUUGGAAACAGACCUACUGGCACAAUAAAUGAGAGUUGAUGUGCAAUGCCAGAGAAUAAAGUGGAAAAUCGGGUUGAGUUGCUUGCUGAUUCAAUGCAAGAAAAUCCAUGUAAAAUGUCGACACAAGUGAUAUCAGUCAGUGGUAUAGUCAAUAAAUAUUUUCCAGGGGAAGUCAUUCAGUGCAAGCAAGGAACAUUUGAACAUGCUACUUCUGAACCGGGAGAAGUGAAGGAAGGCACAAAAAAUUCUGGAGUUCCUCUGGCGAUUGAAUAUACAUAUUAUUCCAAGAAAGAAGCUGUCACGGAAGAGUUUUUCUCCUCUCAGUCUGUUGUAGAAGAUGAUUCAAGGCCAGGGAAGCAAUUACCUUUUUGGACUUGAUGAUUGUUAUGUGGUUGAUGCUACAAAGAGAAGUGAGAUUGCAUGAUUUAUUAAUCAUUCUUGUGAGGUACUUGUGCAGUAACAUUAUAUGUUAAAUGCGUGUAUGUAUGUAUGUAUGUAUGU
Molecule: messenger RNA, 4432 nt
Organism: Trifolium pratense (red clover)
Lineage: Eukaryota; Viridiplantae; Streptophyta; Magnoliopsida; Fabales; Fabaceae
Product: pentatricopeptide repeat-containing protein At5g55840
Exons: 4
Coding region: 472-3732 (1086 amino acids)
Molecular function (GO): protein binding
Source: RefSeq, a predicted model, not a curated record